This is a messenger RNA of Mollisia scopiformis, 1229 nucleotides long. RefSeq names its product ubiquinone biosynthesis O-methyltransferase. Gene Ontology annotation, biological process: ubiquinone biosynthetic process. The transcript has a single exon. The record is from RefSeq and is a predicted model, not a curated record. Lineage: Eukaryota; Fungi; Ascomycota; Leotiomycetes; Helotiales; Mollisiaceae. Gene Ontology annotation, molecular function: 2-methoxy-6-polyprenyl-1,4-benzoquinol methyltransferase activity. Bases 194 to 1057 code for a protein of 287 amino acids.
AGAUGAUUGACAGGGUUCCGUUUCUGCAGGAGUAACGUCGGGUUCUAGAGCCGAGGCCUUCCCGAGCCUGCCUAGGUAUGCGUGCUUACGGCAGCCCAAAUAAAUCGUGCGUCAGCAAGACAAACAAUCAAGACAUCAGCCAUUGACCAACAUCUUACCUCACUUCCGACCUUGCAAGCUGAGGAGGGAAGCAAUGGCGGCUCCGGCACCGCUUCGAGCGACCUCACUGCGCAAUUUGAAUCUAUUGCUCAGAACCGCGCCUCGAUUCGUGCAGAACCAGUUUCGGCGCCAGCAGAGCACAACGUCUGCUUCUUCUUCGGUGAACCCAGAAGAGGUCUCGCAUUUCAAUGCUCUGGCUUCGACGUGGUGGGAUCCACAUGGUUCUUCUCGACUCCUCCAUCUUAUGAAUCCGCUUCGACAUGAUUUCAUCCGAACCUGCCAUGCUUCACAACCAGACGCUCCUCUCAGGUCGGGGUUGAAGUAUCUAGAUAUCGGAUGUGGAGGCGGGAUCUUUGCUGAGAGCGCGGCCAGGCUGGGUAGUACGGGUAGUGUGACGGCUAUUGAUCCUUCGUCUGAGGUUUUAGCUGUUGCGAAGGGACAUGCGAGACGAGAUCCGGGUCUCAAGGACAAAUUAACGUACCUGAAUACCUCGAUUGAAGGACUUCCUCUCCUAACUUCUGCGGAGGAACAGUAUGACCUCCUCUCGCUAUUCGAAGUCAUAGAACAUAUUACCCAUCCAGCGGAGUUCUUGGACAAAUGUACACCGUUUGUGAAACCUGGAGGAUGGAUAGUAAUGAGCACAAUAGCGAGGACGUGGAUGAGUUGGUUUACGACCAAGCUGGUUGCUGAGGAUUUGGCGAGGAUUGUACCGAGAGGAACGCAUGAUUGGGAGAAGUAUAUUAAUGAGGAGGAGUUGAGAGCACAUUUCUUGAGGGAGAGGGGGUGGAACAGUCCGAGAGUUAUGGGGGUUGUUUAUGUGCCUGGGUUGGGAUGGAAGGAGGUCAGUAGUAGUGAGAGGGUGGGGAACUACUUCUUUGGGAUCAGGAAGGACUUUUGAGGACAAGUGCAGAGAGAGGUUGUACGUUUGUGUAUGAUAUGGUAUGGUGAAGACUUGGAGGACGAGAUACCCUGCUUGACAUUGUUCAAUGCAUCGUUGGAAUGUGCUUCUUACUGUCGAAUCUCGUCUAUACUAUGGUCAGACAAUGUGAGACGGCAAUGAUCAACAUCCG